This is a messenger RNA of Misgurnus anguillicaudatus (oriental weatherfish), 1770 nucleotides long. The record is from RefSeq and is a predicted model, not a curated record. NCBI's taxonomy places the organism in Eukaryota, Metazoa, Chordata, Actinopteri, Cypriniformes, Cobitidae.
AAGUACUGCUAGCAUGCUAUCUGUCAAACUACCGACACAACUCUGACAUUAAACCUGCUAAAUAAUUUCCCAUCAUUAAUCCGUGUUGGAUCACAAAGGAUAGAGUGUUGCGUUAAUGUAGAUCAAAUUUAGUAAAUGAGAACACAGUUGAACGUCUUAAAAUGCUCAUUGUUAUUAGGUGCGUUUACGCAAUAUCGUAAUUACAAGAUUACAACUUGUAAAAGCGUUCACGUCCUCGUAGAGUUCGUAAUUACAACUUGUGGGCUGAGGGCUUCCUGAGCGCUACGACUAGAACAGCUGCAACCUCACGCAGAAGCACUUUCACUGCCAACGAUAUUAUUUCACGCGGAUUCAAUUUGAUGUUGCCAAAGAAACAUAAUUCCCAGUUCGAGGACGUGAACAGCUUUGAGUUGAAGGUCACGUGUCGUGUCAUCACAAAAUACCGCACGUCCCGGCUCUGAUCUCAGACCUCACUGUGAUUGAAAACUCCUGCCAUCAGUGACCUCCUCAUGUGCAUCAUCUUUUUGAAAUUUGACCCUCGGCCUGCCUCUAAAAAUGCCUACAGGCUUAUUCUGGCUGCUAACAGAGAUGAGUUGUACAACAGGCCAUCCAAGGCUGCAGACUUCUGGGGCAGCAACAAUGAGAUUCUCAGCGGUUUGGACAUGGAAGUAGGAAAGGAAGGUGGCUCGUGGCUGGGAAUUAGCAAGCGAGGAAAACUGGCAGCACUGACGAACUACAUGGAGUGGCGGCAAAAUCCCGAUGCUCAAGGGAGAGGUUUUUUGGUGUCCAACUAUUUGACGGAUAACUUGGACAGUUUUGCUUACCUCCGUAAAGUUUCUUCAGAGGGUCAUUUAUAUAACGGCUUCAAUCUCCUGACUGCUGACUUCAGGGCCAAUGAAGACACGUUGUGUUACUAUGGAAACAAGGGCAGUUCAGAACCCAUUCAUCUCAAAGCAGGAAUCUAUGGGUUGAGUAAUUCACUUCUAGAAACUCCAUGGAGAAAACUGCAGCAUGGCAAACGACUAUUCAGCAGUGUAGUGGGUAAAGCACUGCCUCCUAAUGGCUUAGUGCAAGAACUGCUGCAUAUUCUUAAUAAUGAAGAACUAAACAGCCCAGACUCAGCACAGGAGAGUCAAGGUGUGGGUUACACUAAAGCUAUGCUUCAGGCCUUUUCUGCAGUGUGUGUGCGGACACCAGGAUACGGCACAAGGACCAAUACGGUAAUCCUUAUCGACAGAGAAGGGAACGUGAGCUUCACAGAGCGUACCAUGCUAAACUGUGACAUCACCCAGUGGAGCACCAAUACCUUACACUUCAAACUGCAGGAAUGAGGGCCAGAAAAACCUCACGUUGUGCCUUUGUCCCUAUACUCCUCAAGUUAUGAUGUAGCACUUAUGUUUCUGUGCAUCAUGACUUUGUUGUGACUCUCCUGAAUUAGUGCUAUUAAGAAUUGUUUUAAAUUAUUGCUACGGCUGUGUUUUCAGAGAAAGCAUCAUUUGUAAUUUUCUUGGUAAUUUUUUUUCUUGGUUUCCACUGAGUUGGAUGGGAUUUUGGGUGCAUGAGAUCCUCUCUGCACCUCUAAAUUAUAAAGUAUGAAGAAUGGGAAGCGAUGUUAUUCCUCUCCACGAUUUAUUCACUCAAUCUUUGUUUAUCAGUUGUCAUUAGCUUGGAAUGUUGGAGUAGACUGGGGAACAAAAUGUUUACUGCCAAAGAAUCAUUAUGUCAGUCAGUCGUUUAUAAACAGAACUAAAUAAAUCCACUUGCACAAUA